UCAGGCUGGGAACACGGCGCGAUGCCUGUUCUAUGCCAGCAGAGCCCAGUGCUGGCAGGCAGCGCCGCUUUGGCUGCCCUGGGGUUGCUGGUCCUGUACCUCGCAGAGCCCUCUGGUUACGGGAAGCACUCGGAGACCCUGAUGCCCGCGGCUAUCCGGCUGCCCGCCCGCGCCGCCUGGUUCCUGCAGGAGCUGCCCUCCUUCGUGGUACCCGCGGGGAUCCUCGCUGGGCAGCCGCGCUCUCUUUUCGGCCCGCCUGCGACUGUGCUUCUGGGCCUCUUCUGCGCACAUUACUUCCACAGGACAUUUGUUUACUCACUGCUCACUAGAGGGAGGCCUUUUCCAGUUGUAUUCCUUUUCAGAGGCUUUGCCUUCUGCGUGGGAAAUGGACUCCUCCAAAGCUACUAUCUGGUUUACUGUGCUGAAUACCCUGCUGAGUGGUACACAGACAUACGGUUUAGCCUGGGUGUCUUCUUAUUUAUUUUGGGAAUGGGAAUCAACAUUCAUAGUGACUAUAUCCUGCGCCGGCUCAGGAAGCCUGGAGAAACCACCUAUAGGAUCCCACAAGGUGGCUUGUUCACGUAUGUUUCUGGAGCCAAUUUCCUUGGUGAGAUCAUUGAAUGGAUUGGCUACGCCCUGGCCAGUUGGUCCCUCCCAGGACUUGCGUUUGCAUUCUUCUCACUUUGUUUCCUUGGGCAGCGAGCUUUUCACCACCAUAGGUUCUACCUCAAGAUGUUUGAGGACUACCCCAAGUCUCGGAAAGCUCUCAUUCCAUUCAUCUUUUAAAGAAACCAAAUGGAAAAGGGACCAGGCUGUUCAACAAUCCUGUCGAAAACCAUCAAGCUGCUGAACAUGUAACUUCCCGCUGUGUUGCUGAAAUGCAACGAGGCAUUGACCCGAUUUCAAAGUUGUGCAUUGUCCCAGUACCUCUGUCUUCCUGAAGAGUCCAUGGUUUCUUUUAGAGAUAUCAUAGCCUAACCCAGAAAACUCGGGUGGGUUUUUUUUGAAGGUCAGGUUUUAAUGAACACAAAGAAGAGUACAUGACUCUGGUUGACUACAGAGAGGAUUAGUGUUUCACAACACACUGUAAGGUCUCAUAUUCUUGGAAACUGGUGGAAAUAUCCAAAUAAUGAAAGUGUUAGAUGAGGAAAAUUACCGAGUAAGAGCAUAUGCCACUUGCCUUGCGGAGACAUGUGCAGUGAAAAUGAAGCAUCACAGAAGCACCCAGCAACUCUUCUCUUCUGGACUUUCUGCAUCACAGUCCUCAGGAUCUAAUCAAGAAGGCAUGUCUUGGGGUACCUUGAACAUCAUUCCUCUAAAGUCCUGGGGACAGAGCCUGAAAACUGUAACUGGAGGGACAUCUCUGGGAAGAAAACCUGUCUUUUGGCUCCAUCAGUGUUUCACUCAUAGUUUGGUUUUCUUUCUUUUUUUUAUAUAUUCAAGAUUUCCAAACUUUAAAAAUUAGAUUUCUACAUUUUUUAGCUUCCUUUAAAACAUCUUGGCCAGAAGAGCCUGCUAAGAACUGGGAUGAUCAGCUGGUACAUAUUAGAAUUUGUGACCUCUGUGGAGGGGUCACCAUCACGUGGGUGCUGAGGCUGGGCUCUCUAAGGAAGGGGCUGAACAUUCGUCUUCAGAACAUAAUGGUGAUAUUUGCCUCCUCAGGUCUAGGUUUGUGGCAACUGUUGGUAAUAUGUAGCAGACCCCUUCGAGAAGUGAGAACCAGUUUUGUCAGAUGCGGUGCUAAGAACUGAAAUUUACUAGAUAAAACACACAAGGCACUCAGAAGAUCUGAAGAGUAUGUAGAUUACUGAAGAAUACAAAUUGUCAUCAUAUAAAUACGUGUUUUACUGUUUAUUAAAUGCCUCUCGAAUCAUGUAUGUUAAGUAACCUUUUUUAAUUAAAAGAUCCCGAAACUCA
Camelus dromedarius (Arabian camel) is the source of this 1917-nucleotide messenger RNA. It is a transcript of the gene SRD5A2, whose product is annotated as steroid 5 alpha-reductase 2. Bases 22 to 786 code for a protein of 254 amino acids. Gene Ontology annotation, molecular function: 3-oxo-5-alpha-steroid 4-dehydrogenase activity. Gene Ontology annotation, biological process: steroid metabolic process. Lineage: Eukaryota; Metazoa; Chordata; Mammalia; Artiodactyla; Camelidae. Gene Ontology annotation, cellular component: membrane. The record is from RefSeq and is a predicted model, not a curated record. The transcript is spliced from 6 exons.